Messenger RNA from Callorhinchus milii (elephant shark), 645 nucleotides. Its product is annotated as HLA class II histocompatibility antigen, DP beta 1 chain-like. Bases 1 to 645 code for a protein of 214 amino acids. Gene Ontology annotation, biological process: peptide antigen assembly with MHC class II protein complex; antigen processing and presentation of exogenous peptide antigen via MHC class II; positive regulation of T cell activation. Gene Ontology annotation, molecular function: MHC class II protein complex binding. Gene Ontology annotation, cellular component: MHC class II protein complex. NCBI's taxonomy places the organism in Eukaryota, Metazoa, Chordata, Chondrichthyes, Chimaeriformes, Callorhinchidae. The transcript is spliced from 5 exons. The record is from RefSeq and is a predicted model, not a curated record.
AUGACCUACAGAAUUCCCCCAGCUCCUUUGAAGAUCACCUCCAUCCCGCUUGAAAGGAGUUCAUCUGUGUUUCUGAAGCUGGUGUGUAAGACCCAUGGGUUUUACCCAGACGAGCUGCAACUCAGCUGGUUUGUGAAUGGCUCAGAGAUUGCGACGGGGAUCAGCACUGAUGUACAGCCGAGUGAACAGGGGCUCUUUCAAGUGUCCAGCUCCAUGGAAGAGAAAAGCGCUGUGCAGCCGGGGACAGUUUAUACCUGUCAAGUCUCCCACCCCUCUCUCCAGACUCCAGCCAUCUCUAAUUACAUUUUCACCUCUCCAGAAAAUGCCAACCAUUUACCCUGGUGGCUCUACGCUUCUAUAGGAACUGGAGCUUUCCUUCUAUUACUUCCAAUUAGCAUACUGAUACUCUGUAGGUGCUGUAUAUUCAAAGGCAGAGAGAUAACACCAGUGGAAACAGAUGUUCAGGAAAUGCAGCUCAUGCAGAGACCAGCCAGUGAGGGGAUGGCAUACGCCACCUUGGAUUUCAACAACUCCAGGAAAUGCCCAGAUCCCCAACGCAAGCAGAAAACAACACAGCCACACGCAGCACCCAGGGUUCAAGCCAGAAACACAGAGAUCACCUACGCCACAACCAGAUUCAAGUAG